AUGACCUCUUCCGGCAGAUUUACCGGCGCGGCAGAUCUGCCGGUCCGGCGUAGUGGGAACCCGGCCGAUCGCUUCGACACCGAGCUAUUCAUCGAUGAGGUGGAAAAGAGACCUGCUUUGUGGGACAUCCAAUGUGCAGAAUAUUCCAAUAAAAUUAUUAGAAACGGAGCUUGGCAGGAGCUGGUGGAUAUUUUUGGAGAAAAUGAGGAUUCUUUGGAAAAAAAGGUUCUUUUUGGUGUAACUUUACAAAAAAAGUGGAAGAAUAUACGGGAUGCUUAUAAUAAGGAAUUCAAGAAAGGCAAAUCAAUUCCUUCUGGUUCUGGUGCAUGUAAAGGUUCAAAAUACAUGUAUUUUGACCGGCUUUCUUUUCUUCAGAAGACAGUAGAAAACAAAGAAACGACAUCAAACAUACGUGAAGCCAAAAAUGAAGGAAUUCAAAACAUUGACCAAAACCAAGAUAAUUUUGUUAAUGCACGUGAAAUACAACCAGUACCCAAUAAAAGGAAGAAGACUAAAAUUACUUCAGAAGAGCGAUUGGCUGACAUAUUAGAAAAUAGCAUUGAAUCAAGGGAUAAAAUACAGAGACAAUUACAAGAAAGUAUGUCAAAGCAAGAUGAUGAUGAUAAGCUUUUUUGUAUGUCAUUGUAUAAAGAGUUAAAAAAAAUUCCAGAAAAUAAGCGUUUGGCUACUAAAAUUGAAUUACUCCAGGUAAUACAGAAAGGGCAGAAAUUACCAGCGCCUAUUCAUAUCACGAGCCAGCAGAACACGCCUAAUGAAGUAUUUUGGCAAAACCAACAAUAUUCAAACCCACAAGGAUAUUUUACAGGAUAUUCUACAAUCGUACCAGGAGAGUCUCCAUCGCCUUUAUCAUGCAAUAGCACUGACGACUCACAGUCUUCUAUAGUACAAAACAUAUAUUCUGAUGUAUAAAAUAAAUAUCUUACCUUAAUGUAA
Messenger RNA from Pieris napi, 954 nucleotides. RefSeq lists its product as uncharacterized. Gene Ontology annotation, cellular component: nucleus; transcription regulator complex. The record is from RefSeq and is a predicted model, not a curated record. Gene Ontology annotation, molecular function: DNA binding. The coding region runs from base 1 to 930 and encodes 309 amino acids. Lineage: Eukaryota; Metazoa; Arthropoda; Insecta; Lepidoptera; Pieridae. Gene Ontology annotation, biological process: regulation of transcription by RNA polymerase II. The transcript is spliced from 3 exons.